Messenger RNA from Nanorana parkeri, 700 nucleotides. Its product is annotated as transcriptional regulator ATRX-like. Lineage: Eukaryota; Metazoa; Chordata; Amphibia; Anura; Dicroglossidae. The transcript is spliced from 5 exons. Bases 1 to 675 code for a protein of 224 amino acids. The record is from RefSeq and is a predicted model, not a curated record.
AUGAACUGCAAUACCAACACGGUCUGCAUCACAAGCCGCGUACAGGGAUUGACCAAUCGCCUUAACACCGGAGUUGUAGCCGGGAUUAAUUACGCUCAGAUCAAUUUCGGCGCGGCUCAAUCUCCUUAUAUGCCCCUAAACCUCGGAGCGUUGUCUUCACUGAAUAAUCAGCAACUGGAAGAUCUUAUAAACCAAGGCCGAGAGAAAGUGGUGGAAGCGACGAACAGCAUCGCGUCUGCCAGGAUUCAGCCUCUGGAGGACCUCAUUGCCACAGCGCGGAAGGACAAUCCGGCACUGACAGAAUCCCAGGCCCAGUCACUGGCUCUGAGCAGGCAAUCCAGCCAGGAGUUGGAGAUCAAGAGACGGGAGGCCGUAUACAAUGAUGUCCUGGCCAAGCAGCAGAUGUUGAUCAGCUGCGUGCAGCGAAUAUUGAUGGGACGACGGUUACAGCAACAAUACAACCAGCAGCAGCAACAACAGCAACUGGCCUUGCAGCAACAAGCGGCGCUGAACCGCCUGAUCAUGCAGAAGUCUCCCAACCUCCUCCUCAACCCGGCCAACUAUCCACAGAUUGACAUGCAAGGACUGUACCAGAACAUCCAGGGCCACAUGCAAAGGGCCCCGCCCCCCAUCAGAGCAAAAUCUCCCGGCUCCUCCCAGGGGAAAAAAAACUGAGAUUGCACUAAGACCCGGACGCGGA